Syngnathus typhle (broad-nosed pipefish) is the source of this 1507-nucleotide messenger RNA. RefSeq names its product caytaxin-like. The coding region runs from base 59 to 1096 and encodes 345 amino acids. The record is from RefSeq and is a predicted model, not a curated record. NCBI's taxonomy places the organism in Eukaryota, Metazoa, Chordata, Actinopteri, Syngnathiformes, Syngnathidae. Gene Ontology annotation, cellular component: cytoplasm. Gene Ontology annotation, biological process: apoptotic process. The transcript has 13 exons.
GGCGCAUUGUUGUCAUCGCAUCACACGCGAGCCAAUUCUCAACCAAGCUGCACACGCCAUGGGGACAGCCGAGGCCACUUUACGCAUGGACAGCAUGGAGGUGAAGGACGAGUGGCAGGAUGAGGACUUCCCCAGGCCUCUCCCAGAAGAUGGCGAUUCCUCAUGUGGCCUGACGGACAACAGGACCACCAACCCCCCCACUAGUCUGAAUGUGGGAGGCUCCACCGGGGACCAGUCCAAGCGUCGCACGCUGACCGCCCCCGACAUGAACCUAUCGCUGGAGCACAGCGAGGGCUCGCUGCUCUCGGACGACCUGGACAUCAACGUGGAUGACAUCGAGACCCCCGACGACACCGACUCGCUGGACUUUGCCAAUAACGGGAAUGAGCUGGAGUGGGAAGACGACACCCCGGUGGCCAGCGCCAAGUGUCUCCCGGGCGAAGGCGAGGAGGAGAGGGACUCGUCAGGCCGCCUGUGGAGAACGGUCAUCAUCGGUGACCAGGAGCAGCGCAUCGACAUGCAGGUCAUCAGGCCGUACCUCAGGGUGGUCACGCACGGGGGCUAUUACGGAGAAGGCCUGAAUGCCAUCAUCGUGUUUGCAGCCUGCCACCUCCCAGACAGCAGCUGUGACGACUACUCGUACAUCAUGGAGAACCUCUUCCUGUACGUGGUGAGCAGCCUGGAACUGCUGGUGGCCGACGACUACAUGAUCGUCUACCUGAAUGGAGCCACGCCACGCAGGAAGAUGCCCGGCAUUGGCUGGUUGAAGAGAUGCUACCAGAUGAUUGACAGGAAAUUGAGGAAGAACCUCAAGUGUUUGAUCAUUGUUCACCCGACGUGGUUCAUCCGCACCAUCCUGGCCAUCUCCAGACCUUUCAUCAGCGUGAAGUUCCUGAGCAAGAUCCGCUACGUGCACACGCUGGACGAGCUGAGCCUGCUCAUCCCCAUGGAGCAUGUGCAGGUGCCCGAGUGCGUGCUGCAGUACGAUGACGAGAAGAUAAAAGCCAAACUGGAGCAAGAGCAGCAGAACGCCAACACGCUGCCGCCCAAAGAAAGGCCAAAGUCAACGAUGGCUGAGAUUGGCCGUGACAUCUGAGAUUCAAAGCACUUUGAGGAUUGCCGGAGAUGAGAUGGCCGCCACACUGGAUGUGAAACAUGCAAGACAAUCAUUUGUCACUCACAUCCCGUCAAGGUUGUACUGAAAAGCUUUACUCUCUUCCUUCGCAUCAAGGGAUUGUGUAUACCUAUUUUUCAGAAGGGGGGGGAAAAAAUAGCUUACAUAUUUUUGUUAUGAAUGCUAUGUGGUCGAUUCAUUUGCCUCUGCGGACGAUGCAAAAGUGGCAUGCUUCUAUAAAUCCCUUUGUUUUCCGUCAUGAUGGCGUCGUUUUUUGCCUGAUGGCAAUUGUCAACAAAUGAAACUAAUUCCUCUUCAUAAAAAUGUGACAUGCUGUUUGUAAUAUUUAAAAAAAGGGGUAGUGGAGGUCUAAUAAAUAUGCUUGCCAUGCUG